This is a messenger RNA of Penicillium antarcticum, 1824 nucleotides long. RefSeq names its product palmitoyltransferase ERF2 (gene erf2). The record is from RefSeq and is a predicted model, not a curated record. Bases 1 to 1824 code for a protein of 607 amino acids. Gene Ontology annotation, molecular function: protein-cysteine S-palmitoyltransferase activity. Gene Ontology annotation, biological process: peptidyl-L-cysteine S-palmitoylation; protein targeting to membrane. Gene Ontology annotation, cellular component: endoplasmic reticulum; Golgi apparatus. Lineage: Eukaryota; Fungi; Ascomycota; Eurotiomycetes; Eurotiales; Aspergillaceae. The transcript has 2 exons.
AUGGCAAACCCCACAGAUCGUCCAAACAGCGGCGACACGAACCCGGCCUCAACACAGCAACAUGUGCUAGGUAUUCCUCGUCCUCCCUCGGUGGGAGGAAUUUCAUCACGAGUGACAGAUGACGACGGAGAGCGAACAACUUCUUUUACAUCACCUCCACCAUCGCACCAGCAUGGACCCUCGGCUUCCAGGCGUGGUCCGCCUCCGACGCGAAACUCCAUUACCGCGUCCAGCCAAGUCACCAGCAGACCUGAUAGCUCGGCUAGCCGGCUGAGUAGAAGUCAUAUCCCAUCCCUGACGGCCCAGGCAUUCUUCCGGCCAAUGAGUUCGCAGCGAUUGCAAGCACACCGGGGUACUCGCCCUAGGACCAAGGGAACGUUUUCGUCCGAUGACUGGACAGAACAAGGAAGUCAGAACCGGAGGAGCAUAGUUUCGAACAGUACAGUCCCCCAAGGUUCUCUUCCUCAGACAGAUAUGGAAGCUCCACCGUCUCGGGGUACAGAAUUCACGGAUCCCAUCAUCCCGGACCGCAACACCUCCAACGCCAGCCCUAUCGACAACACAACCAUCCGAAGUUUGGGCGACAGUGUCAGGCUGCUGCGAGACAGAGAGGAGAGACAGAAACCCCAGCCUGGUCGUCUCAACCUGGAUGCGAACUAUUCAGGACAAGCCGCUCAGGAUGUACCGCCGAAAUCACCACUUUCAUUCCUCUCAUUCCAACAAAAUAGGGGAACGCCACACAACCAUGACUCUCGGGGCCAUGAACAUCUUUCAUCCGCUACCUCUUCUCCGGGACCUCUUGAUGUGAAGAAGCCCCCUCUUCCAAAAUCUAAUUUGGGGAAGAAUUGGGAAUAUUUCACUGGCAAUACUCUGUUUUGCGGAGGAGGGCGAUUCCAAAAUGCGAGAGAUAAGCCCGUCAAUAUUGCAACGGGGCUUCUAGUCGUUGUACCGUCAGCUUUGUUCCUCGGAUUCUCGGCCCCUUGGCUAUGGCAUAACGUCUCACCUGCCAUUCCAAUCUUGUUUGCCUAUAUCUUCUAUAUUUGCAUCUCAUCCUUCGUACAUGCGUCUACCGUCGAUCCUGGAAUAAUGCCCCGGAUUGUUCACCCUAUGCCCCAGCCGAAUCCUUCAGAUGAUCCGUUGGCGCUUGGCCCCCCUACAAAUGACUGGGUGAUGGUCAAACUCGCUACUUCCGAGGUGGCUGCCAUGGACGUGCCUGUCAAAUACUGCAAGACAUGCAGCAUCUGGCGGCCUCCUCGCUGCUAUCAUUGUCGUGUCUGUGACAACUGUGUCGAGACCCUCGAUCACCACUGUGUGUGGCUCAACAAUUGUGUUGGUCGCCGCAACUAUCGCUAUUUUUUUACUUUUGUCAGCUCUUGCACCAUUUUAUCUUUCUUUUUAAUUGGCGCCAGCCUCGCACAUAUCUUGGUCUAUAGGUCGCAGGAGCACAUCUCCUUUGGUGCCGCAAUUUCCAAAUGGAGGGUGCCCUGGGCUAUGGUGAUCUAUGGUAUCGUUGCAGUGCCUUAUCCCACGUCCCUUUGGGCAUACCAUUUGUUCCUGACCGGUCGUGGCGAGACAACAAGGGAGUAUCUCAACUCGCACAAGUUUGCCAAGGCGGACCGCCAUCGGCCCUUCACUCAGGGAAAUGUUCUCAAGAACUGGAUUGCCGUCCUUGGACGUCCCCGACCUCCCACAUACAUGCAGUUCAAGAAACGAUAUGAGGAUGGCGAUCAACGAUUGGGGACACAGAAGCGCAAGUAUCGUGUCCCCGAUGUUGAAUCUCAAGGAGACAUUGAGAUGCAACAUGUCGGUCCCCAGCAGGGCUAA